GGGGUUGGCGGCCACAGCUAAGUCCGAGGCCAGCAUGCCGCUGCAGAGAAUCGUGCGUGUGUGCCUGGAGCAUCCCACCAGCGUGGUGUGUGUGGCUGGCGUGGAGACCCUCGUGGACAUUUAUGGGUCAGUGCCUGAGGGCACAGAGACGUUCGAGGUUUACGGGACGCCCGGUGUGGACAUCUACAUCUCUCCCGACAUGGAGAGGGGCCGGGAGCGCGCAGACACCAGGCGGUGGCACUUUGACGCGAGUUUGGAGAUCAUUGUGGUCAUGAACUCCCCCAGCAAUGACCUCAACGACAGCCAUGUUCAGAUUUCCUACCACUCCAGCCGUGAGCCUCUGCCCCUGGCCUAUGCGGUGCUCUACCUCACCUGUGUUGACGUCUCUCUGGAUUGUGAUCUGAACUGUGAGGGAAGGCAGGAUGGGAACUUUGUAGACAAGCGGCAGUGGGUCUGGGGGCCCCGUGGGUAUGGUGCCAUCUUGCUGGUGAACUGUGACCGUGAUGAUCUGAGCUGUGGCGUCCAGGACAACGACGACCAGCACGUGCGCUGCCUGCAAGACCUGGAAGAUAUGUCUGUCAUGGUCCUGCGGACGCAGGGCCCAGCUGCCCUCUUUGAUGACCACAAACUUGUCCUCCACACCUCCAGCUACGAUGCCGAACGGGCACAGGUCUUCCACGUCUGCGGUCCUGAGGAUACGUGUGACGCCUAUAGGCACGUGCUGGGCCACGACAAGGUGUCCUAUGAGGUACCCCGCUUCCAUGGAGACGAGGAGCGCUUCUUCGUGGAAGGCCUCUCCUUCCCUGAUGCCGGCUUCACAGGACUCAUCUCCUUCCAUGUGACUCUGCUAGAUGACUCCAAUGAGGCUUUCUCGGCGUCCCCUAUCUUCACUGACACUGUCGUGUUCCGAGUGGCACCCUGGAUCAUGACGCCCAGCACCUUGCUGCCGCUAGAGGUGUAUGUGUGCCGUGUGAGGAACAACACGUGUUUUGUGGAUGCGGUGGCUGAGCUUGCCAGGAAGGCCGGCUGCAAGCUGACCAUCUGCCCACAGGACGAGAACCGCAAUGACCGCUGGAUCCAGGACGAGAUGGAGCUGGGCUACAUUCAGGCGCCACACAAGACCCUCCCGGUGGUCUUUGAUUCCCCAAGGAAUGGGGAACUUCAGGAUUUCCCUUACAAGAGAAUCCUGGGUCCAGAUUUUGGUUACGUGACUCGGGAACCCCGCGACAGGUCUGUGAGUGGCCUGGACUCCUUUGGGAACCUGGAGGUCAGCCCCCCGGUGGUGGCCAAUGGGAAAGAGUACCCCCUGGGGAGGAUCCUCAUUGGGGGCAACCUGCCUGGGUCAAGUGGCCGCAGGGUCACCCAGGUGGUGCGGGACUUCCUCCAUGCCCAGAAGGUGCAGCCCCCCGUGGAGCUCUUUGUGGACUGGCUGGCUGUGGGCCACGUGGAUGAGUUUCUGAGCUUCGUCCCUGCUCCCAAUGGGAAGGGCUUCCGGAUGCUCCUGGCCAGCCCGGGGGCCUGCUUCAAGCUCUUCCAGGAGAAGCGGAAGUGUGGCCACGGGAGGGCCCUACUGUUCCAGGGGGUUGUUGAUAAUGAGCAAGUCAAGACCGUCUCCAUCAACCAGGUGCUCUCCAACGAAGGCCUCAUCAGCUACAAUAAAUUUGUGCAGGUACAGGGGCUGUGGUGUACCUGCGGGCUCCCCAGUUACCCUGUCAUUGCACAGGAAACGGUGAACAUGCUGGUGCUGGGGAAGUACCUGGGCAUCCCGAAGCCCUUCGGUCCCAUCAUCGAUGGCCGCUGCUGCCUGGAGGAGAAGGUGCGGUCCCUGCUGGAGCCGCUGGGCCUGCACUGCACCUUCAUCGACGACUUCACUCCAUACCACAUGCUGCACGGGGAGGUGCACUGCGGCACCAACGUGCGCAGAAAGCCCUUCUCCUUCAAGUGGUGGAACAUGGUGCCCUGAGCCAGCCCCCACCCACCAUCCUGUCCCCCUGGGGUGGGCCUUGGCCCAGGUGGUGGAGAUAGAGACAGUCCCCUGAACAAUAAGCACCAAGAGACCCCCGAAGCUCCAGAUGAAACACUGAGGGUGACUGCCCCUCUUAGAAGCCUUUUCCCUGGAAGUGUGCAUGCCUCACCUGCAACCCAUUUGGUUCUCAGACUUGAAUCUUCUUGGCCUCCCAUAAAAGAAGGACCUCAUUUCUUACAGCCUCUCCUGUGAAUCAACACGACCCAUGGAGUUGUCCCCUCACCACUCUGAAAUCCUCCAUCUGGGGACACAUCCAUAUUGGGGUCUAGAAAUAUCCAUGUGUCUCAUCGCCAUCUUGUCCUAUGCGUCCUAACAGAGGAAGGAUCCAUGAUUCUGCUUUGGUCCAAUUGCUUCCUCUCUGCAGAGGAACAACCCUAAAAUAGGCCACUCCACACAGGACAGGCAGGAGGGAGUCUUCCUCAAGCCCCUACCCCCACCCCAUAAAAAGGGAGUUGUGCAUCCACUUAGAUCAGGGCGGGACCAUCAUCCACCCUGCCAAACUCCUGCUCAGGUGUUGAACCUCACCUAGCAUGAGCUGUCACAUAGUAGGAGCUUCUAGAUGCAUGUGGAAGGAAUGAGAGUUGUCCCUUAGCCUUACAAACUCCCUGUCAUCUGACAUGCAGAAAUCCAGCUUUCUCCAGAAUCGUCCCGGAAUUUCUUGGAGAUGAAAGUAUCUGGGGAAUUGUUGGGUACUGGGAAGAUUGAGUACGAGGGUGAAAAGGAUGUCCCUUAAUACACAUGGUUGCCUGUGGUGAUCCACCUUGUGAAGGUUAACAUUAGGUGUCUGGAGAAGGAUGCUUCAUUGGCCCUGGGACCUCUCUCUGCAGGAGGAGAGACCCCUUCCUCUCCUCUGGAUUGGUCCUAAGCUCUGUGUUGGCCUUGGGUCAGCAUUUUUACUCUGCCGCAGGAGAGGGGCUAAAGAGGCUAGAUCCACCAAGACAGCUCACAGCAGGAAAACUCUGGGAAUGAACCGCUGAAUUCAGAGGAUGGAGGUUGGGGGGUUUGUUAAGCUAUGUGCCAGUUACAUGUGUGUUCUGUAUGGGUCCAGCUGCGUUUUCAUCACUGGCUAAUAAAUCAACAGAAACACAAA
This is a messenger RNA of Cebus imitator (Panamanian white-faced capuchin), 3116 nucleotides long. It is a transcript of the gene PADI3, whose product is annotated as peptidyl arginine deiminase 3. Gene Ontology annotation, cellular component: cytoplasm. The record is from RefSeq and is a predicted model, not a curated record. The transcript has 16 exons. NCBI's taxonomy places the organism in Eukaryota, Metazoa, Chordata, Mammalia, Primates, Cebidae. Gene Ontology annotation, molecular function: protein-arginine deiminase activity; calcium ion binding. Bases 35 to 1963 code for a protein of 642 amino acids.